AACUGCAGCCCACUUGCACUCCCGCCCAAUUCUGCUCCACGUCACAGGCCAAGGACUCAGGAACCAAACAUCACCUCAACUUUCUUAUCGCCUCCGCUCGCUGUGCAGCCUGCGCAUGACCUUCGUGGCGUCUGCAAUGUCACAAUGAACCACGACAGAUCUCUGCCGCAGCUCGAUACCGGCGCGGGCCCGGCUUCAAGCAUCCUGCGCCCGCAGGUGGUCACGCGCGCCGCCACUCUCCCUCUCGACUAUCAUUCCAAUCCAUCCUCGCCUCGCGCCAGCCGACUCCACCUAGCUCCCGAAGAUGCCUUCACCGCAACCUCUCCGCCCAGACGUCUCUAUUCCAACGACUCUGCUGCCGCAAGUGGCCUCGCGACAGACUCGGGCGCAGAGUCAAACCGGCCUAGGCGAUCGCGCCCCAAGCUCGACAACCGCAGCCGUAGCAGCAGGAGGAGCAAGAAGCGCUGGAAGAAGCUGCUCUGGGUCAAACAGUCGUAUCCGGACAACUACACCGAUCAGGCCACCUUCCUCGAGAACCUCCAGCGCAACCCGCGGUUCCAGCCCUACGAGUUCUGGCCCCUCGUCGCGGACUCCACCGUCAUUCUCCAGCAGGUGUGCUCAGUCAUCAUAUUCGUCGUCUGCUUUGUCGGCAUUUUCCAAGAACGUGUGUCACCGGUCGCAGUCGUGGGCUGGGGUAGCUUCGCCACGUUCCUGGGCUGGCUGGUAUGGGAUUGGUGGGUAGGACAAGAAGACGAGGACGAGGUUGCGAGAAGAGAAAACAAGAACCGCAGACAAGCCGCGCGGGAGCACCGACGAGGCCGUAAUUCUGGCCUAUCCGGCUCACAGUCUGCCGCAGCUUCGACGACGAAUCUGGUCACCAUGGACCGCACGCAGUCCUCAGGCAAUCUUGGAAAUCUGGCAGCCAUGCGCCAGGCUCAUUCUACCUCGGUCGUGUCACUGCAUUCCACGGCUACGCCAUCAUCAACUGCGGGCAACGGUGCUGGUUCGAACAAGCCGCCAAGCGAGUCAUCCGACCACCUCCCCCCGCUGCCUCCUGCGCAGCGUGUCAACCGCGCCAGUCUGCGCAUGAGCACCAUCAAAUCGGCCAUUCUCAUCUACUUUACCCUGUUGGGACUAUCACCGAUUCUGAAGUCCCUCACGCGAUCCACGUCAUCGGACAGCAUCUGGGCCAUGUCAUUUUGGCUGCUGACAAUCAACAUCUUCUUCUACGACUACUCUGGCGGGGUGGGUGUAAAGUUCCCGGCCUCUCUAUCGACCAAUGCUGCCUUGAUGGCAUCGACUGUGCUUGCUUCCCGUCUACCGUCUACAGGCCAAGUGUUCAGCCUGACUCUGUUCAGUAUUGAAGUGUUUGGCCUUUUCCCCGUCUUCAGAAGAUAUGCUCGACACAGAAGCUGGAGAUACCAUGUAGCGCUCUCCUUGUUCCUCAUCAUCGGGGCGGGAGGCGGACUGGGCAUGAUCCUCGCCGACAACAAAGACGCUGGAGUCUGGCCGUGGAGAGCCGGCCUCAUGGGCGUCGUCGUGGCCAUGCUGUUGUCCAUCGUGGCCAUGGGCGGCUGCAGCUGGUGGCUCAUCAGCCUGCAAAAGUACAAGGAGGCUAUUAAUGGGCCUUGGGACCAGGCCCGGCCGAUUCUGAUUAGCAGGAGGUUAUGGAAUGAUGACUAGAAUUGUUUUUCUCAUUAGAAAAUAGAUUAAGCAAGCGUUCGAUCAUGAAUUUAGGGUUUUAUUUUUUUCUGGAACAACAAA
Microdochium trichocladiopsis is the source of this 1764-nucleotide messenger RNA. Its product is annotated as phosphatidylinositol N-acetylglucosaminyltransferase-domain-containing protein. Gene Ontology annotation, biological process: GPI anchor biosynthetic process. Bases 145 to 1683 code for a protein of 512 amino acids. The record is from RefSeq and is a predicted model, not a curated record. The transcript has a single exon. Gene Ontology annotation, cellular component: membrane; glycosylphosphatidylinositol-N-acetylglucosaminyltransferase (GPI-GnT) complex. NCBI's taxonomy places the organism in Eukaryota, Fungi, Ascomycota, Sordariomycetes, Xylariales, Microdochiaceae.